AUUGAAUGUUGCACCAAAGACCAUAACACAUCGUCCCAUAUCACAUCACUACCUUGAUUUCUAUACACACUUGCUUUCUUACCCAUCUCUCCACUAUCAUCAACCUCUUCCACUAGAAUCUGAUUCACUGAUUCAUUCCUGUCUCAACUCAUGGCUUUCACAUCAAUUCUAUCUUCCUCCUCUUCUUAUUCUCCCCUUGUUCAAACCAACAUCCACCGCUUUUCUGUUUCUGGGAAAACAAGAAGAAGAAUCAUCACGUGUUCAUCAACGUCAACGUCUUUUUCAUCAAUCUCGACGACCCAUUUCGAUUUGAAGACUUAUUGGAGUACCCUUAUAGCUGAAAUUGAUGAUAAGCUUGAUGAAGCUAUCCAAGUUCAAUACCCAAAUCAGAUCUAUGAGGCUAUGAGAUACUCUGUUCUUGCUCAUGGUGCUAAACGAGCUCCCCCCGUUAUGUGCGUGGCUGCGUGUGAGCUUUUAGGUGGUGACCGUCGUGCUGCUUUUCCCACUGCUUGUGCCCUUGAAAUGGUUCAUGCUGCUUCAUUGAUACAUGAUGACUUGCCAUGCAUGGAUGAUGAUCCCUCCCGUCGAGGACGACCCUCAAACCACACCAUAUAUGGCACUGACAUGGCAAUUCUUGCUGGUGAUGCCUUAUUUCCUCUAGGCUUCCAGCACAUUGUUUCUCAUACACCUUCCAGCCUUGUCCCGGAGGACCGUCUCCUCCGAGUGAUAGCUGAGAUUGCCAGAGCAGUUGGGUCCACAGGUAUGGCAGCUGGUCAGUUCCUUGACCUAGAAGGUGGACCGAACUCUGUAGAAUUUGUCCUAGAAAAAAAGUAUGGUGAAAUGGGCGAGUGUUCAGCUGUGUGUGGAGGUCUGAUAGCAGGAGCCACUGAUGAUGAGAUUGAAAGACUGAGAAAGUAUGGUAGAGCUGUCGGAGUAUUAUAUCAGGUUGUUGAUGAUGUGUUGGAAGAGAAAAUGAGGAGUCAAGAUGAGAAGGGAAAAAAGGGAGGUAAAAGUUACGUGAGGGUGUAUGGUGUGGAGAAGGCAAUGGAAGUAGCGGAGGAACUUAGAGGUAGGGCAAAGAGAGAGUUGGAUAGUUUUGAGAAGUACGGGGAGAGGUUGCUACCGCUAUACAGCUUUGUAGAUUAUGCAGCAGAUAGAAGUUUUACUAUAGGUGGUCAAGCGUGAUAGUUGAACAGAGCCUCGAGUAAUUAUUUGUAUCGUUGUGUUGGUUCUAUUUAUUUAGACCACAAAUCCGUACAUAGGAUGGGAGUUUCCAGAAAUACAAACUCAUCAAAAUGUUAUGGUGUAUGAUUCUGCUGUCACGUUCUGUGAAAGAAACGGGUCCUGAAGUUUGGACGAGGGAUGAGGUAUUGCCGCCUUCUCCGGGCAUCAGAUUUGAACAUGUGUUUCUGUAAAAAUAGCCAUUUUCUCAAAGGAUGAUUUUGAUCUUGUAAUUCUUAAUUAAAAAAGUAGUAGGAGUUUAUCGGCUUGAUGUUUUUGCUUGCCAGUUUCUAAUGACUACAUUGGAAGUUAGACAGCUAUUGGAUUUGACAGUUGUUCUUUCA
This is a messenger RNA of Daucus carota subsp. sativus, 1565 nucleotides long. RefSeq names its product heterodimeric geranylgeranyl pyrophosphate synthase small subunit, chloroplastic. Lineage: Eukaryota; Viridiplantae; Streptophyta; Magnoliopsida; Apiales; Apiaceae. Gene Ontology annotation, molecular function: prenyltransferase activity. Bases 151 to 1185 code for a protein of 344 amino acids. Gene Ontology annotation, biological process: isoprenoid biosynthetic process. The transcript has 2 exons. The record is from RefSeq and is a predicted model, not a curated record.